CCUGUUCCGUUUUCUCCUCAGGUUGUGACGCCCAGCACGUGCUGCGGAGCUCUGAACGGCUUCGUGGUCAGCUUCGGUGUGACUGCCUCUCGCGUCCAUCUACUCCGCCGCCAUGACGGUCAACAACGGCACCCUGUACAAGUAUGAGUGCUCCGGGGGCUUGUUGCUGCCCAUGAUCAAUGAGUUCACCUGGGCCAAGGAAGUCCGCGCCACCCUCUACUUCUUCGGCCUGCUCUACUGCUUCAUGGGUAUCUCCAUCAUCGCCGACAUCUUCAUGUGCUCGAUCGAGAAGAUCAUCAGCAAGACACGCCGCAUCUACAUGGCUACGGCCACAGAGUCGGAGCCAGAGGUGGUCGAAGUGCGCAUCUGGUCGGAUACGGUAGCUAACCUGACGCUGAUGGCCCUCGGCUCCUCCGCGCCCGAGAUCCUGCUGUCCUGCAUCGAGAUCGUCUCGAGGAGCUUCGAAGCCGGCGAGCUCGGUCCGGGCACCAUCGUGGGCUCCGCCGCCUUCAACUUGCUCUGCAUCGUCGCCAUCUGCGUUGUGGCGGUGCCCAAGAACGAGGUGCGCACUAUCCGCUACAUGAAGGUGUUCGCCGUCACCACCUUCUUCAGCUUUCUCGCGUACCUGUGGCUGCUCAUCAUCUUGGUGGGCAUCUCGCCGGACGUGGUGGAGAUCUGGGAGGCGGCCGUCACGUUCGCCUUCUUCCCGCUGAUGGUGGUUCUCUCGUGGGCGGCCGAGCGCAACUUCUUCGCCGCCCCGUCCGGAGACAAGCAGAUUGAACUCGGACGCUUCAAACCAGCGGACAAGUUUUCGCGAGACAUCCAGUACUUCAAGGACGGAGAGCUCAACAAGGACGCCCUGGUCAGCUUCGUCAGGGAGGUUAAGAAGCUGAACCCCAAGAUCAGUGACGAGGAUGCCGCCGUCCUCGCUGCCCAAAAACUGGUGGACAGUCAGCACCACUCGAGGCUCUGGUACCGGAUCGGAGCCACUCGCAACAUCACAGGCUCCCGCAAAACGGUCCCCAGCAUGAGCAUGAAGCUGCAGCAGGUGUACACCACGCUGAACGAGCACCCGGACGCGCCCACGCUCGGCGAGGUGCCGUCCGUGGACCAGACGGAGAACGCCAUUCUGGAGUUCCACGCGGCGACGGCGCACGUGAUGGAGAACAUCGGCAAGUUCGAGAUCACGGUCAUGCGCUCGGGCCUCACCGACACCGAGGUGCAGUGCAGGGUGGACACUAUCGACGGCACGGCCACCGUCAACGAAGACUACGUCGGCAUCGACGAGGUGCUCACCUUCGGUCGUGGCGAAGUCGAGAAGCAGGUGACGGUGCAGAUCAUCAAUGAUAACCAGUGGGAGCCGGAUGAAGAGUUCUUCAUCAAGCUGUCGCUGCUGCCGGAGGACAAGGAGCGCGUGGGCGUCGAGAUCGGCCGGAUCUCCAUCAUGGAGAUCACCAUUCUCAACGACGACGAGCCCGGCAACGUGCAGUUCACCAAGCGCGGCUUCCUGGUCAACGAGUCGAUCGGCAAAGCGCAGAUCCCGGUGGUGCGCAAGAACGGCGCCGACGGCGAGAUCUCGGUCAAGUGGCGCACCAUCGACCGCUCGGCGCUGGCCGGCAAGGACUACGUCGGCGGCGAAGGCGUGCUGGUCUUCAAGCACACCGAGACGGAGCGUCUGCUGGAGAUCCCGAUCACCAACGACUUCUGCCCGGAGAAGGACGAGCACUUCGAGAUUGAGCUGUUCGAUCCGACAGGCGGCGCGCGCAUCGGCCGCGUCAACCGCACCGCCAUCACCAUCAUCAGCGACGACAACUUCAACACAGUCAUCUCACGGCUGAUGAACCUCACCAACGCCAACAUCCACGCGGUGGAGAUCCACAAGCGGACGUGGGGCGAGCAGAUCUGCGAAGCCAUGACCGUCAACGGUGGCGACGUCGAGAACGCCACCGGCAUGGACUACGUCAUGCACUUCGUCACGUUCUUCUGGAAGGUGCUGUUCUCGCUGGUGCCGCCGUCCAGCCUGGCCGGCGGCUGGCCCUGCUUCUUCGUCUCGCUGGGUGUCACCGGCGUGGUGACGGCUAUCGUCGGCGACCUGGCCUCCAUCUUCGGCUGCUUGGUCGGCCUCAAGGACAGCGUCACAGCCAUCUCGUUCGUGGCGCUGGGCACCUCGCUGCCGGACACCUUCGCGUCGCGCACGGCGGCGAUCAAGGAGAACUACGCCGACAUGGCCAUCGGAAACAUCACCGGCUCCAACAGCGUCAACGUUUUCCUCGGUCUGGGCCUGCCCUGGCUCAUCGCCUCCAUCUACCACGCCAUCAAGAGCAAGGACGGCAAGUUCAACGUGCCUAGGGGCUCACUGGCGUUCAGCGUGGCCAUGUACACCAUCUGCGCCACUGUCUGCGUCGCCAUCAUCCUGAUGCGCCGCUACGUGAAAGUGUUCGGGCCCGGCGAGCUCGGCGGACCUGCCGCGCCCCGCUACAUCAGCGGCAUACUCAUCUUCAGCUUGUGGAUCUUCUACCUGGUGAUGUCGUCUCUGCAGGCCUACGGCCACAUUUCCGGCUUCUAGGCGCCAUUCGCGAGGGCCGCACGACGGGUCGUAUACCAGUGACGUCACACUUGUUUCCUGUGUGUCCCCGUGUUGCAAGCUUCACACCGGUGGGGAAUGCCCUGAGCCUGACGUCGCUGUGGGAGGACUGAUCGGAUGUUCGGCUUUGGGGCGCCCUGGCUGGCCCCCGGCUGGAACCGUCGCCUCUGUUCGUAGUGUCGCUUCGCGGCGGCCAUUUUGAAAUGGCUUUUUCUGAAAAGACGGGGCGAGCACAGCGUGGCGUCGGUCAGAAUUAACGUCGUCUGGCGGAUGUAGUAGUGUUGCCAGAUGGUGGAGCUGAGGCUGCCAGAUCGGAGAAGUAGCCCGGCCAAGUGAAGGAGACCGAAGUGUGUCUGGUUGGCAGAUGUUGGUUGGAAUGCGAAGUCGUAUGGUUGUUCGUGUAAGGCUGCUUAGUCUGAGGAAGUCAGUGAGUUUCGAAUAAUUUUGUUCGAAUCACGCUGGACUUUUCACUGGUCGAUGCGUUAACGUGUGUGUGCGCGCGCGCCCUAUUGGCUAGUAGUGACUGCCUCGUUUUAGAUGCAAGCUUUACAAUGCGGUGUGUGGUAAGGGCUCGGUAUCGAUCUGUGUGUUUCAUUAUCUACCACUCAGGUCAUCAGAUAAGUUACGCCCAGCUGCUUAAUGUUUCGACGCGUGCUUAUCUGCCAUCUCCGAUACAGUGGUGCUCGCAAGCUUUAUCGCGAGUUUGUUCUGCUCUGUCUAGUGUGUUUUGCAUUCAACGCCUCAUCAGCGUGUUUAUGGCUCGGGAUCCUCGCCUCUAAGGAGGGAGUUGGCCGCAGGGCAGGGGUGUGCUCUCUUGUAAUUAUUUAGAGCGUCAGUGUUCUCUGUUUUGCAGUGGUGCUAAUCAACGCUAUGCUCCCUGAAGAAGUAUGGGUUAAUUGUCUUUUCAUGCGGUUGUACCCCAAUCGGCAUAAUUUUCUUGCAUUAAGUUAUUUUCUGUCCACACCUGAAGGCACUGUACAUAGCACGCAUACUCGCUGGGCUAACGACAAUAGUGGCAUGUUUCUUCAUGUGUCUGCGGCGCUCCUCUGCCUACGUGACCAUGCGUAAACGUGAAAAAGCUACAAACAUUCAACAACAACAAAAAAGAAGAAAAAGGGAUGGUCAUCCGGAUGCCAAACUUGUACUAAAUUCGAAGCUUCACAGCUUCAAACAUGAAAACGCACGUGCGUUCAUUGGCUCUGGCGGCCGCCAGUCGGCAACGUGUUGUGACGCUGCGGGGCCGCACAUCUGACCCGCACCGUGUAUUCCAUGGGGCACCAAUACAGACACCAGUAUUCGGUACUUAAUCAGGCACAUGUUUGUUUAUAAGCGCAGCGGACGGCCGCACCGCGCCUGUCGUGUGCUAUGUCUACUGAUGACGUCACUUGCUGCAAAGGUAUGGUUGCCAGUUGCGUUUGUUCACAUGCAGCGUUUGCUGUUUUGCGCAGCACCCUUUCGAGUCUGCACUUCAAGAUCGACACAAAAUCUGUCAAACACGCAUUCCAGUUACCGAUACACGGGUGCGCUGCUUACAAGACACUCGAUGCACGUACAUAGCGCAUGUUCUGAAUGUGAUUGCUCUUGAAAUACUGACAUCUGGCAAAAUGGAUCUUGUUGACCCAUUGCGUACGCAUAGCUCUUAUGCCUGCUGUUGUACUGCAAUGGAUCAUGCCGUUCUGGUAUGUUCUGUGAGAUCUGCCCAUAAACAUUUUGCAACAUGACCCGUGAAAGAUGAUGUUGAUUUUUUGAAAUGCCGAAAUGUACUGGCGUUCGCCGCUCGUCAUGGUGUUGAGAUCGGUAUCACAAUAAUAUAUUUUCCUUGGAAAUCA
Messenger RNA from Pollicipes pollicipes, 4413 nucleotides. Its product is annotated as sodium/calcium exchanger 2. Gene Ontology annotation, molecular function: calcium:sodium antiporter activity. The transcript is spliced from 13 exons. Bases 113 to 2566 code for a protein of 817 amino acids. Lineage: Eukaryota; Metazoa; Arthropoda; Thecostraca; Pollicipedomorpha; Pollicipedidae. Gene Ontology annotation, biological process: cell communication; calcium ion import across plasma membrane; sodium ion transmembrane transport. Gene Ontology annotation, cellular component: postsynapse; axon; sarcolemma. The record is from RefSeq and is a predicted model, not a curated record.